Molecule: messenger RNA, 1494 nt
Organism: Penicillium angulare
Lineage: Eukaryota; Fungi; Ascomycota; Eurotiomycetes; Eurotiales; Aspergillaceae
Product: glycoside hydrolase family 16 protein
Exons: 1
Coding region: 1-1494 (497 amino acids)
Source: RefSeq, a predicted model, not a curated record
AUGAAGCGGAUAUUGGGCAUAUUAAGCUUCGCAGUUUUUUAUAUCACUUCUCUUGCCUCGUCACAAUCCACUGUUCCCGAGAAGACAUCAAAACUUCCCGUCACCAAGAAAGACCCCCGAGACUGCGACUGCUUCACCGUAUCCGGCGCUGAUCCAGGAUACUUUCAGCACUAUAAGCUCUGGGACUUUCGUGCUAUUCCCCUGAAGAAAAGCGAUGCGGACCGCCCGCAAAAACAGGACGACGAAUGGGACGAAUGGGAUGAGGACGAAGACAUAGAUGAGGACGAAGACAUAGAUGAGGACGACGAUGACGACGACGAAGAUGAUGAUAAUGAAUACGAGGAAGAUUCAUUCCCAGGAUCUCUCUAUUUAUUCAAAACAGCAUUCGACAAAGACUGGAUUAGCCAGGGAUGGCAUCGGCCACCCACACCCCUCGCCCCAGUAAGGAUGGUCAAUUCCAAACGAAAUGUCUUCUUCGCCCGUGCAAAAGAUCGCAAAGAUCCAAAAGCAACAUACCUCAUCUUGCGAACAACUCGUCACCACAAUUUCACAUCUACAGCCGAGAUCGAGACGCGCGUCCAAAAUAUCUUUCGCUGUUCUCUCAGGGUACAUAUGCGAAUUUUGCCUGCCAGCAUGGUAGUCUUGCAGCCGCCUCAUCCUCAAGAAUGGCCCUCGCUGGAUCCAAAUCAACAUGCCCUCGCAGCACUUGAUGAUGGACCAGGCUUUGUUAACUCCACUUCUCUACUGGCAGAUGCUACAAGACCUCCAUCGGGAGCUUGUGUAGGUAUCUUCACCUACCACGCUAAGAACUGCGAAUCGGAUAUCGAGAUUUUGACAAGCGAUCCCUCUCACCGAGUCCGAUACGCCAAUCAACCAGAUUACGAUCCUCUCACUGACCGAAUGAUCCCAGGCGCGGCUACAGUCGCGGAUUUACCGGUUCCAUGGACUGGAUGGUCAACGCACCGCUUGGACUGGCACUCCGAUCGCUCGCGUUGGUACGUGAACAAUCAAUUGCAAGAAGACAAGUCAUACCGUGUGCCGAAUCUUCAAAGCAGGCUCGUGAUCAAUCUUUGGAGUGAUGGUGGUGUCUGGACUGGCGAUAUGAAGAUAGGAGACAGUAUCUAUCUUGCCGUUGAAUACAUCGAAUUAGCAUAUAAUCGAUCUUCCGAUGGAAAUGAGCUGGGCAGGAUCCCACCAGAGCAAAGCCACGGAGGACAUCAACGGCCUCACCGUCCCCGUCCUAACACAACUGAAAUUGAAAUCGAAGAUGUUUUUGAAGAUGUGGAACGGUUCGAGCCUGAGACGGAGAUUUUGACUGGGGCUUGGAAAAAGAAGAAGAAGCACCAUAAGUGCAAGAAGGGGAAGAAGGGUAAGAAGUGCAGGGAAAAGAAGAAAAAAGAGAAACAAAAGCAUGGGACGGGAGGCGGGGGUACUGGGCCCAAAUGCCAGCGUAUGUGCAAUAUUGAUGAACUGCACUUUGGCUCUGUGAAUUGA